Fusarium verticillioides 7600 is the source of this 2585-nucleotide messenger RNA. RefSeq lists its product as hypothetical. The record is from RefSeq and is a predicted model, not a curated record. Lineage: Eukaryota; Fungi; Ascomycota; Sordariomycetes; Hypocreales; Nectriaceae. The coding region runs from base 338 to 997 and encodes 219 amino acids. The transcript has a single exon. Gene Ontology annotation, biological process: deadenylation-dependent decapping of nuclear-transcribed mRNA; deadenylation-independent decapping of nuclear-transcribed mRNA; positive regulation of catalytic activity. Gene Ontology annotation, cellular component: P-body. Gene Ontology annotation, molecular function: enzyme activator activity; mRNA binding.
ACGUCGAGCUGCACGGCUACCGUAGUCUAACGUUAAAAUGGUGGUGUAGGAACCUACCUAGGGUCCAGCUCAGCGCCCCGCGGCAGCGUCAUCUUGCGCCUUAUCGAUAAGCCCAGCAGCGCCCAAGCAUGCGGACUCGUGCCUCUCGAAGAGUACACUUCCAUCUCCAUACCACAAGCAACUGUCGAUCACACGAUCAUCUUCUGGGGUCUUGAUAUCAUACGUACAUGACCCAUCGGCCUUGAUUUGUUAUUUGUGACAAGGCUAUCCGUAUUUCCAACUAGCGAUCACGUCUCCACCUACAUAUCGUGCCCAACAUCAAACAACAAUAAUUAUCAUGAGCCGACAAACACCACGAAAGGCUCGCCACAGCCGUCAGCCGUCAAACCGUAUCCCUGCCGUUUCAGACUAUGAAUCCGAUGCCGCUGCCAUACAUGCCGAUUACGCGCCACCACCUCCACGUACUAAUACUGAGCUUAAUCUCUCUGUCCUCCAACGUUACCUCCCCUCCAUCCACACCAUCCUCAGUAUAGCCGCCAACGCUGUCAUAUACACAUUCAACAGCGCUUCCGAAAGCUGGGAGAAGUCGGGAGUCGAAGGCACCAUGUUUGUCUGCGCGCAGAGUCCGCUCCCUGAGGAUCCAGGUCAGCGAGCACGAGCUUGCGUGUUUGUUCUCAACAGACGGGGACUUGACAACGUGAUCGUGGACCUUUCACGGGUCACACAUGCAGAGGUGUCUGGGGAGCUUGUCAUUAUGAAGGUCGAGGGCGAAUGGCAGGAGGGCGACAAGGUACUGGGAGUGUGGAUUCACAACGAUAAGGACGAAACACGAGAAGUAAACGCUGCCAUAAUCCAGGAAGCUUGGAAGAUUGCACGGUCGGCGGGUCCAGUUGAACCACAAGGUCCCGAGGCUGGUCCAGCUAUGCAGGCGAUGGGUAAGAGGCUGAGUCUGAGUGAUCUGUUCGGAUCAGGAAAUGGUCCCAAUAUUGGACACUAGGUGUCGUCCAAGGUCCAUCAAAAGUCUGAGGCUGAGGAAUCGAAGAGCGAGAGAUCGAAGGAGUCAAGAAGGUCUGCGAUCUCGACAAGGUCUAGGGAAUCCAAGAAGUCUAAGGUCUCAACAAGAUCUGAGGUUUCGGCCAGGUCUGGGGGGUCAACGGUGUCGAGAAGGUCCGGAAAGCGCGGGAAGCCCUUUAAGCUUAUGAAGUUAAAGGCACCUGAGGACUCUGAUACAGAGAAAAGCGAAUCUGGGAAGUCAGAGUCAGGAGAGUUGGAGCGGGUGCAGCCGGUUUAUCAUAUUCCAGAGUCUGAGAAAUCGGAGUCUCCGGGGUCAGAGUCCGAGGUUGACACCGAGUACGAAGCUGACGCAGAAUAGAGCUCCCUCGAUACCCAGUUGAUUUCGGUCUCAGGAGUAUGGGAAUGUAACCAACCGCUUCAUCUUCAGCGUCUACAUGGACAUGGGCUAGAGCAGUCCCAAUAGUUAGCACUUGCACAGUUUUCGCCCGAAAGGCAGAGCACAAAAGCCCAAUAAUGAAGAAUCACAGCGGUCUGCACAAAAGCAUGCGUUUCCAUAAGCCCACAAUGGACUAUGUCUAUUUGUGCAUGAUAUUCAUGACGUUAGCAAGUAUCUACAAGCAGAAAGCACCUAUACGCCGUUCCCCCCAACCGGAUAAGUUGUAGAAGCCAACCCAAAGCCUAGACCGUGCCGCUGAUGCUCAACUCCCGAAUCUCCUGCAACACCUGCUCCACUCUGGCGUCUAGUUGUCCCUCGGCAUACUGAUCUCUGGUGUCAGCAUCCAGGUACUGCUGCACUUGCGCCAUGCGCGAAUACGCCUCUGCACAGAAACGCAGCUGGAUCUUGACGAGGGCUUCGAAAGUGGGGUCGAGGUACGGCACGCGGAGAUCGAUAAGUUGGGGCAGCUCGGUGCUGAGUUGCUCGUUCAGCUGCUCGUAAGCAGCCUUUGCCAUCUCCAUCUCCUUCUCGGUCCGGGGCAGCUUCGUGGCGUCCUUGUCGGGCUUCUCGGCGAGGCGCUUCACCUUUGCGCGGAGGGCGUCGUAGUCGAGCAGUUUGUGAGCGCGCUUCUUAAUCGCCUCGUUGACGUCGGGGAAGUAGGCGCAGAACCGUGUGAUGGGGUCGAGAACGGUUGUUCGGUAGGGGCCAUCGAGGGCUUUGAUGGUUUCGGCAUCUAGAUCCUCGACGGCCUGCUUGUAACUUCUGCUGACACCGUCUUUCGCGCCUGAGUCGCCGUAGAACGCAUCUAUCGUCUCGGCGAUUCGCAUUUGCGAUGCGGUCAUGGCUGGGUUCGGGUUUUAGUAUCGAGCUUCAUGUGUCGCAGAUCAUGAGCGUACCUCUCAGGGAGUCAAGAUACCCCUUUGAUUCCUUUUGUAGUCGUAAAGCAGCAGCUUCCAUUGUCUUGAAUCGUCUGCUUUCGUUAGAUGUUGUCCUCCAAUGUUAUCAAUCUGCAAUUGCUGACCUCUCUUCGACUUCGUAAUCACGGUCAUUCGUCUUUUCCACAUGCCCUGCAACGCAAUCAGCUCCAGACUCGAUUGUUUCAUCCGAAGCGCAUACCCGUCUUCAUCAUGACCUG